Messenger RNA from Mizuhopecten yessoensis (Yesso scallop), 474 nucleotides. RefSeq lists its product as uncharacterized. The coding region runs from base 1 to 474 and encodes 157 amino acids. The record is from RefSeq and is a predicted model, not a curated record. The transcript is spliced from 2 exons. NCBI's taxonomy places the organism in Eukaryota, Metazoa, Mollusca, Bivalvia, Pectinida, Pectinidae.
AUGGAAUAUUACGACGAACGUCAGGAAACCAUCAAGAACGAGAACAGACGUGCGAGUAUCAUGAUGGAACGACAAGCACAUCACGGAGUAGUAGUGAAUCAGCCACGCCAGUCCAUCGUGUCCAUGUCCAGCACGGGCACGUCCCAGCCCCCGGGGGGCGGGAUGGGCAUGAUGGGCGCCAUGAUGGGUGGGGGAGGGGCCGGAGGGGCGGACCCUAUGAUGGAUAUGAUGAGACUCAUUAGGGCCAAAAAGGUAGGACAAAGACUUCGCCGGAAGUCCGUCAAUCCAAAACUUGACCCUCCUCCUGGACUGGAGGGAAUCAACGACAAGGGCUUCGUUUAUGUCCGACAACAGCUGGACAUGGACCUCAAAGGCGGUUGUGGGUCCUCUAACACGUACAAAAUAUGGGACGAGACAGAGGACGAGCUCUUCUACGUCAUUGAAGGUAUGUAUCACCAUCGUGCCAUCACAUAA